This is a messenger RNA of Physella acuta, 1164 nucleotides long. RefSeq lists its product as uncharacterized. Gene Ontology annotation, molecular function: metallopeptidase activity. Lineage: Eukaryota; Metazoa; Mollusca; Gastropoda; Physidae. The record is from RefSeq and is a predicted model, not a curated record.
AAAAAAUAACAUCACAUUUUUUGUCCCUACUAGACAAGAUAGCACAGACACGAACAUAAAACGUGCAAUGAUAAGUGAUGCGGACAAACAUACACUAGACGGACAUUUACGGUGUGAGUCUACUGCUGAACCAUGUUUGUCCUGGUGCUGGUGUCCCUGUUUGCAGGCGUAUGCUCCCUGCCAUUCCAAAAUGGCUCCGGCACACCCAACCACUUCCUGUCGACUGAAGACUUCCGCUACCUCAGCACUCUCCCCAAGGCCAAGGCCGGAGCUCGUCUGCCGGGCUUCAAGUACAUCUACCUCGAGGCCAACGGCCAACUCACGACAACUCUCAACACGGCGCAUGCGCAGUUGGAAAUCGCAGCCUCUCCCAGGUGUUCCCAGCACGCUCUAGACGUGGCCGCUGACGUCAUUCUCAAGAUGACGAAGUUCAUGCCGGCGAGUAUGUUCAACACAUUGACCCGAGGAACUGUUGGUAUCUUCACCGCGGCGGAAAAGCUGACCAUAUAUCCGGAGAUGGCGAAUCUGGCCAGCGGAACUUGUGGUUCCUCUUGUGAAGGAUCAUGUUCCAACACCUGCACUUUUGACGGCAGAAAAUAUGAAGACAUCGGCGGCCUGACCAACUCCAGGGCCGUGGUACUGGACGACAUCGUCGUCUGCUCCAACAACGACCCCUACCACCACACCGUCAACAUCCUGUCCCACGAAUUCGGCCACCUGGUCAACUUCUACGCCGCCACGGCCACCGUCAAACAGCAGAUCACCAACGCCUACAACGUUGCCAAGCAACGCCAGACGUGGGACCUGAAUUCCUACGCCAUGGCCAACUCCGCGGAGUACUUCGCCAUGGCGACGGCGGCGUUCUUCGGCGUGACCCACGAGGGGAUCGUCAACUCCGGGGGGAUGAACCUCUGCGGGGGCUACCUCUGCCCGACCCUGCAGCAGGCCAGGGACCAGAUGAAGUCACGUGACCCGGCGCUGUACGACAUCCUGGUGCACGUGUACAACAACAACAACCCCAACAUCAACGUGGGGUUGUCCAUCUGUCCGUCCGGCAACACGCUGGUUGGUUAGACCUUAUCCUACCCCCAACCUAACUUGAUAGUUUCAGUACAUUGUAUCAGCAAUGUUAUCGUGAUGUAAAAUUAAAUAUAGCCCCCCUUC